AUGUCUUCAGGCGACGGCCCGCCGCCGCUCUCACUGCGGCCGUUCCCCGUUGCCGACCAAAAGCCCAAGAAUCUCGCCGAGUUCAUCGCUCGGGUCAACGCUCAGCCUGGGGGCUUCCGCUCCGUAACAGAAGAAAAACUCCGCGAAGAUCUGAAAAACAGCGAAAGUUCCGAUGGAGCGGCCGAUCACGAUGAGGACAUGUCCGAGGCUGGGGCGGAGAACGAAGUUGCAGAGAAGGAUCCCAACGUUGCGCGCAUGGAGGUCUUGAAGAACAUCGAUAUAGCCGGUAACAUCGCUCUAUUGACCCUCGACUCCAUGUCCCUUCUCCUCUCCAAGCAGAACCCGACGCAGGCUGGCUUGACCCUAUCGCAGCAGCUUCGCGACAUGGUCGGAAUUGGUACUCUCGGCGCGGACAGGCUCAAUGACUCCAAUUCCACACCAGCCAAGACAAAAGAUCAAGAAGCGAUCGCUAUGGGAUGGACCAUUAUGGAAAUCAACAAGACCAGGGAUUCCGCAGAAGAAGCCGCUGCAUUCUUGGAAAAGGAGAUUAGUGCAGAGAGCAAAUACUGGGAAGACAUCAUUUCAGUCAGGAAAGCUGGCUGGUCCGUAUGCAAGGUUCCGCAGGAGAGGCAUACCUUGGGCGUUAAAUUUGGCUUUUCGGAGGCCGCUCCCGAAUUCAAGAAUAAUGGCUUAGCGCCAAUGAGACGCGGCGACAAUAGCUCAACAGAUCUCGAUUUUGGUCGGCUAGGCGGCGUAUCGGAAGCUCUUGUCGUGACAUACGAACGAGAUGGCAAGAUUAUUGGGCGGUCCACUACACGAUCAGCCUCUGAGGAUGGCUCGCUAGAGUCCCGCGUUCUAGAAGCACGCAACACCAUCUUCUCACAAGAACUUUGGCAUGAACUUACCAAAGAGUCGCGGUCACUAGCCGCCUACGAUGUCAAGCCUGAAGGGAAAAAAUUGACAUGCCAAGCCGACGACGCAAUGAAAAUCACCUUUGAACUCCUUCCUCUGGAAUCAUGUCCCUCCCAUGACGAGCAUCUUCCAGAGAAUGGCCUGGCGGAAAAGACAUCCAUGGUGUUGCAUAUCCUCCUCAGCUACGCCCAUCGAUAUAAUGAGCUUAUGAGAAUUCGGCCCGUCCCCCCUCACAUCUCCCGCUCCUCUCGCCAGCAGUCCUACGCUCUCCUUCGCCCCAUCCUCGCACGCACAAUGUAUCUAAAGAACAUUGAGGAAUCCAUGCAAUACGUCGGCGCGCUGGUUAAAACCCUUCAAAAGGCCGGCCUCCCCUCUUCGGUCAUCCUACGCACCACGCAAGCGAGUGCGUCCGACCCCAAUUCUCGUGGGCCGAACCAGCUCUCCGCAUCGCAGACUUUGGUCCGCAACCUUUUGCAGACGCAAGACUUUACCCUCGAAAUCACCAUCCUGCCCGAAAUCUCAUUCAUCAUUCGAGCCCGUGCGUUUAGCUUCCCCGUCACGGCUACGUACUACUACAUCCUCCUCCCGCCCUCAUCGCCUCUCCCAACCAUGUGCCCCCCCUGGGCGGAGGGUUAUCCCAGCGUCCAAACUCUGGGCGACUACCUCCGCACCGUCGUCGUCCGCGUCCUCACCAACCACUUCCACGAAGGAGAAGACGCCGGCGAACUAGCUCUGUCUCUCAGCAGCACCGCGGAAAACGGAACUUCCAACACGUGGAAGUGGUCCGUUGGCGGGGCCAGCGAAACCCGCUCCGCGAGGGACGUCAUCAGGUCGCUCGUCGUCGCCGCGCAGGAGCUCGCUUAG
Messenger RNA from Trichoderma virens Gv29-8, 1776 nucleotides. RefSeq lists its product as uncharacterized. The record is from RefSeq and is a predicted model, not a curated record. Gene Ontology annotation, cellular component: mediator complex; core mediator complex. Gene Ontology annotation, molecular function: transcription coregulator activity. The coding region runs from base 1 to 1776 and encodes 591 amino acids. Gene Ontology annotation, biological process: regulation of transcription by RNA polymerase II. NCBI's taxonomy places the organism in Eukaryota, Fungi, Ascomycota, Sordariomycetes, Hypocreales, Hypocreaceae. The transcript has 4 exons.